Suricata suricatta (meerkat) is the source of this 11786-nucleotide messenger RNA. RefSeq names its product vacuolar protein sorting 13 homolog C (gene VPS13C). Gene Ontology annotation, cellular component: extrinsic component of membrane. The record is from RefSeq and is a predicted model, not a curated record. Bases 1 to 11232 code for a protein of 3743 amino acids. NCBI's taxonomy places the organism in Eukaryota, Metazoa, Chordata, Mammalia, Carnivora, Herpestidae. The transcript is spliced from 83 exons. Gene Ontology annotation, biological process: protein targeting to vacuole; mitochondrion organization; protein retention in Golgi apparatus.
AUGCCUCGUAAAGUUGAUAAUGAGUCAGAAACAGAUGUCCUAAGUGAUUUCGAGACGUAUCAUGUUGAUAACAAAGCGAAAUCUUUGGAUGAUAUCAGAAAAGUAAUACGUAGAGACUAUGAUGUAUUGUGUGCAAGGGGUGGCGAUAGUAAUGGAAGUAGAGGCCAGGUAGAGGCCCCAGAGUUGUGGCUCUGCACACCAGGCCUGUACGGUAAUGUGGCUUUAGAUAACCUACAGAUAAAAGAAAAUGCUCUGAGUGAAUUGGAUGUUCCUUUUAAAGUCAAAGCUGGCCAGAUUGAUAAAUUAACUUUGAAGAUUCCUUGGAAGAACCUUUACGGAGAAGCAGUUGUUGCGACCCUAGAAGGUCUCUACCUCCUUGUUGUCCCUGGAGCAAGUAUUAAAUAUGAUGCUGAAAAAGAAGAAAAAUCCUUGCAAGAUAUUAAACAGAAGGAGCUAUCCCGAAUUGAAGAAGCUCUUCAGAAAGCAGCAGAGAAAGAUAAGCCAAAAGAAGCCAAAAAGGAUACAUUUUUAGAAAAAUUGGCAACCCAAGUAAUUAAAAAUGUACAAGUAAAAAUCACAGACAUUCACAUUAAAUAUGAAGAUGAUGUCACUGAUCCACAGCAGCCUCUUUCAUUUGGUGUCACACUUGGAGAACUCAGUCUAUUGACUGCAAAUGAACACUGGACUCCAUGCAUAUUAAAUGAAGCAGAAAAAAUUAUAUACAAGCUUAUACGACUUGAUAGUCUCAGUGCCUACUGGAAUGUAAACUGCAGAAUGUCUUACCAGGGAUCAAAGGAACAGAUCUUAGAUCACCUGAAAAGUGGAAUUGUUACAAGUAGCAGUAUGCCUGCAAACCAUCAAUAUAUUUUCCAGCCAAUAUCAGCCUCUGCAAAGCUCUACAUGAAUCCUUAUGCAGAAACAGAGCUCAAAACUCCCAAACUUGAUUGGAACAUAGAAGUACAGAAUAUUGCCAUUGAAUUGACCAAACCUCAGUACUUAAGUAUGAUUGACCUUUUGGAGUCGGUGGAUUAUAUGGUUAGAAAUGCCCCUUACAGGAAAUACAAGCCUUAUGUACCACUUCAUACCAAUGGUCGACAAUGGUGGAAAUAUGCAAUUGAUUCUGUUCUUGAAGUUCAUAUAAGAAGGUAUACACAGAUGUGGUCAUGGAGUAACAUAAAAAAACACAGGCAGUUGCUCAAGAGUUAUAAAAGUGCCUACAAAACCAAGCUAACCCAGACUAAAGUCUCAGAAGAAAUACAGAAACAAAUUCAGGAUUUGGAGAAGACUUUAGAUGUUUUUAACAUAAUUUUAGCAAGGCAACAAGCACAAGUAGAGGUGAUUCGAUCUGGGCAAAAAUUAAGGAAAAAGUCUACUGAUACAGGCGAGAAACGUGGAGGCUGGUUUAGUGGAUUUUGGGGUAAGAAGGAGUCUAAGAAAAAAGAUGAAGAAUCUUUGAUUCCUGAAAGUAUUGAUGACAUUAUGACUCCAGAGGAGAAAGAUAAGCUCUUUACUGCUAUUGGUUAUAGUGAGAGCACCCACAACUUAACUUUACCCAAGCAGUAUGUUGCCCAUAUAAUGACACUGAAGUUAGUAAGUACCUCUGUUACAAUAAGAGAAAACAAAAAUAUUCCAGAAAUAUUAAAAAUUCAGAUAAUUGGCCUGGGUACCCAAGUAUCUCAGCGACCAGGAGCACAAGCGCUUAAGGUGGAAGCAAAAUUAGAACACUGGUACAUAACAGGUCUGAGACAGCAGGGUAUUGUACCGUCACUGGUGGCUUCCAUUGGUGAUACUUCAUCAUCCUUGCUUAAAAUUGAAUUUGAAACCAAUCCAGAGAAUAGUACUGCCGACCAGACUCUGAUUGUCCAGUCCCAGCCUGUGGAGGUCAUCUAUGAUGCUAAAACCAUCAAUGCAGUGGUUGAAUUCUUUCAAUCAAAUAAAGGAUUAGAUCUUGAACAAAUAACAUCAGCUACAUUAAUGAAGCUGGAAGAAAUUAAAGAGAGAACAGCUACAGGACUUACACAUAUUAUUGAAACUCGAAAAGUCCUUGAUUUAAGGAUAAACCUGAAACCUUCCUAUCUAAUACUUCCACAGACUGGUUUCCACCAUGAAAAGUCAGAUCUUCUCAUUUUAGAUUUUGGUACAUUUCGGCUUAACAGUAAAGAUCAAGGUUUGCAGAAGACUAGUAAUUCAUCUCUGGAAGAAAUAAUGGAUAAAGCAUAUGACAAAUUUGAUGUUGAAAUAAAAAGUGUGCAGUUACUCUUUGCAAAAGCAGAGGAAAACUGGAAAAAGUGUCGAUUUCAGCAUCCAUCAACUAUGCAUAUAUUGCAACCCCUGGAUAUUCAUGUUGAGUUGGCCAAGGCAAUGGUAGAAAAAGACGUUAGAAUGGCCAGAUUGAAAGUAUCUGGGGGACUACCUUUGAUUUAUGUGAGAAUUUCUGACCAGAAGAUGAAGGAUGUACUAUGUUUGAUUAACAGUCUACCCUUGCCUCAGAAAUCCUCUCAACAGUCUCCAGAGAGACAGGUAUCCUCAAUUCCUGUUAUUUCAGAUAGGACAAAAGAUCUACUUAGUACUUCACUGUUACUAGAUGGAGUAGAAUCAGAGUCUGAUGAUGAAUAUUUUGAUGCUGAAGAUGGAGAUACACAGACUGGUAAAAGUUUGAGAGGUUCAGAACUAAAAAAAGCUGCAGAGGCCCCAAAUGAGGAGCUCAUUAAUCUUUUACUGAAGUUUGAAAUUAAAGAGGUAUGUAUAUUUGUUUCAUCCAUUAAUAAAUACAUUGCUGUUAUCACUGUCCUUGUAAACUAUUUCAUGCUAGAUCCGAUCAUAAAAUAUAUUAAAAUUUUGGUACUUUCAUUUUAUUUGAAACACUUCUUUUUCUUUAAUCUAGGAUCCAAAAAGAAGCCCCUUCAUUUGAUUAGCUCUUCUGAUAAACCUGGAUUAGAUCUCUUAAAAGUAGAAUAUAUUAAGGCUGAUAAGAAUGGACCUAGUUUUCAAACUACUUUUGAAAAAACUGAACAAACACUUAAGGUGGCUUUUUCAUCUUUAAAUCUGUUGCUGCAAACACAAGCUCUUCUGUCUUCUAUUAAUUACCUGACAACCAUUAUCCCAUCAGAUGACCAAAGAAGUGAUACCAAAGAAGUACAAAUUUCAGCUGAAAAGCAACAAAAAAAUUCAGCUCUGCAGAAAGUGAUUGCAUCUUCUAAAGACAGGGACAUUAUUGACUUCAGACUAUUUGCCAAGUUGAAUGCUUUCUGUGUCAUUGUUUGUGAUGAGAAGAACAAUAUUGCUGAAAUCAAGAUUCAAGGCCUUGAUUCUUCUCUUUCUCUUCAGUCAAGAAAACAGUCACUAUUUGCCAGACUGGAAAAUAUUAUUGUCACAGAUGUUGAUCCUAAGACAGUUCAUAAAAAAGCUGUGUCAAUAAUGGGAAAUGAAGUUUUUCAUUUUAACUUGGAUUUGUAUCCGGAUGCAACUGAGGGAGAUUUCUAUACUGAUAUGUCCAAAGUGGAUGGUGUGGUAUCACUGAAUGUUGGUUGUAUUCAGAUUGUCUAUCUUCAUAAAUUCCUCAUGUCAUUUCUGAACUUCCUGAACAAUUUCCAGACAGCCAAAGAGGCUCUGAGUGCUGCCACUGCUCAGGCUGCAGAAAAGGCUGCCAGAAGUGUGAAAGACCUUGCCCAGAGGAGCUUCCGUGUUUCUCUCAAUAUUGAUCUGAAAGCACCAGUUAUAGUCAUCCCACAGUCCUCCAUCUCCACGAAUGCAGUGGUGGUAGAUCUUGGGCUAAUCAGAGUUCAAAAUCAGUUUAGUCUGGUGUCUGGGGAAGACUAUUUAAACCCUCCAGUAAUUGAUAGAAUGGAUGUGCAGCUAACAAAGCUUAAGCUCUCUAGGACAGUGAUCCAGCCAGGCAUCUCCCAUCCUGAUGUUCAGCUCUUGCACCCAACUAACUUGAAACUUUCUGUAAACCGAAAUCUAGCUGCAUCUUGGUAUCACAAAGUACCUGUUGUAGAAAUUAAAGGACAUCUUGAAUCAAUGAAUGUUAAUCUAAAUCAAGAAGAUCUUAAUCUUUUAUUUAGAAUACUAGCAGAAAAUCUUGGUGAGGCUACUGAAGACUUAAAUAAAAUGAAACAAAGAGAACAAAAGACAGGUGAAAUUAAAGGACCACUUGAAAUCUCUACAUCAAAACAAGAAGUACAUGCUUCCCAAGGUACUUUAAUAGCUGGAGCGGAAGAAAUGAGAUCUGUAGACAUCAUUAAUAUACUGCUGAAUUUUGAAAUCAAAGAGGUUGUGAUUACUCUGAUGAGAAAAGCAGAAAAGAAAGGAAGACCUUUACAUGAACUAAAUAUUCUGCAGCUUGGAAUGGAAGCUAAAGUUAAAACCUAUGACCUGACUGCUAAUGCUUAUCUAAAAAAAAUUAGUAUGCGAUGCUUUGAGUUCACUGACUCUGCAGGAGAGCCACUUCACAUGAUUAACUCUUCUAAUGUCACUGAGGAGCCUCUGCUGAAAAUGUCACUGACAAAGGCAGACAAUGAUGGACCAGAAUUUAAAACCAUUCAUGAUAAUACCAAACAGAGACUGAAGGUUUCGUUUUCAUCCUUAGACUUAGUACUUCAUUUGGAAGCUUUACUGUCCUUCAUGGAUUUUUUAUCAUCUGCUAUUCCAUGCUCUCAACCUUCCUCUACUGAGAAGGAAUCUGAGCUGAGACCACUUGUGGGGGAGUCCAGAAGUAUCGUCGUCAAAGCCGCAUCCAGCAGCACUUCUCGAGAUGACGUGUUUGAUUUAAAGGUCAUAGCUGAGUUAAAUGCAUUUAAUGUCUUUGUCUGUGAUCAGAAGUGCAACAUUGCAGAUAUUCGAGUGCGUGGAAUGGAUGCCUCUAUUUCUGUGAAGCCAAAACAGACCGACAUGUUUGCCAGACUUAAGGAUAUAAUAGUUACGAAUGUUGAUUUGCUGUCCAUUCACAAAAAGGCUGUCUCUAUUUUGGGAGAUGAAGUCUUUAGGUUCCAAAUGACUCUUUAUCCAGAUGCCACAGAAGGAAAGGCAUAUGCUGAUAUGUCUAAAGUGGAUGGGAAAGUUAGUCUCAAAGUGGGUUGUAUUCAAAUUGUUUAUGUUCAUAAAUUCUUCAUGUCUCUUUUGAACUUCCUCAACAAUUUCCAAACUGCCAAAGAAGCUUUGAGCUCAGCCACAGUCCAGGCUGCAGAAAGAGCUGCUUCCAGCAUGAAAGACUUGGCUCAAAAGAGUUUCCGCCUUUUGAUGGAUAUCAACUUGAAAGCACCAGUUAUUAUUAUUCCUCAGUCUUCAGCAUCGCCUAAUGCUGUUAUAGCAGAUCUGGGUUUAAUCAGAGUUGAAAAUAAAUUUAGCGUAGUUCCUAUGGAACAUGAUUCCCUCCCUCCAGUCAUCGACAAGAUGAACAUUCAGCUAAGCCAGCUGAAGUUGUCCAGAACUAUUUUGCAACCUGGCUUGCCACAACAUGACAUUGAAAUUUUAAAACCAGUCAACAUGCUUUUGUCCAUACAGCGGAAUUUAGCAGCAGCAUGGUAUAUGAAGAUUCCAGGGAUGGAGAUAAAAGGAAAGCUAAAACCUAUGUUGGUUGCUCUUAGUCAAGACGACUUAACAGUUUUAAUGAAAAUUUUACUGGAAAAUCUGGGAGAAGCCUCUUCACAGCCAAGCCCUACGCAAUCUACCCAGGAGGCUGUAAGAGUAAGAAAAGAUGUUCUGAGUGGGCCUGACCACUUCAAAGAACAAGAUACAACAGACUUAAAGCUUUCUGUGGACCAAAAUGUCACUCUCCAAUUUGACUUUCACUUUGAAUCUCUUUCCAUUGUCCUUUAUAACAAUGAUAUAAACCAGGAAUCCAAACUUUCAUUUCACAAUGACAGUUUCCGGCUUGGUGAACUCAGACUGCAUCUUAUGGCCUCUGUAGGGAAGAUGUUUAAGGAUGGCUCAAUGAAUGUUAGCCUUAAACUUAAGACGUGCACCCUUGAUGAUCUCAGAGAAGGCAUUGAGAGAGCAACAUCAAGAAUGAUUGAUAAAAGGAAUGAUCAAGAUGACAACAGUUCUAUGAUUGAUAUAAAUUACCAACAAAGCAAAAAUGGAACUCACAUUGAUGCUGUUCUUGACAAGCUGUAUGUAUGUGCCAGUGUGGAGUUUCUGAUGACUGUGGCAGAUUUCUUUAUCAAAGCUGUGUCUGAGAAUCCAGAAAAUAUGGCAAAGGAAGCACAGAUUCCACUCCGACAGACGGCCACAGCAAAAAUCAAGAUGGAGAAAGAAGACUCUGUAAGACCAAAUAUGACUUUAAAGGCCAAGAUCACAGAUCCAGAAGUGGUAUUUGUUGCCAGUCUGACAAAGGCCGAUGCUCCUGCCCUCACAGCCUCAUUCCAGUGUAACCUGUCUAUGUCAACAUCCAAACUUGAACAGAUGAUGGAAGCUUCUGUGAGAGAUCUUAAAGUCCUUGCUUGCCCUUUUCUCAGAGAAAAAAGAGGAAGAAACAUUACUACAGUCUUACAUCCCUGUUCUUUAUUUAUGGAAAAAUGUAUGUGGGCUUCAGGAAAACAAAAUAUAAGCAUUAUGGUUGAAGAAUUUAUAAUUAAGAUCUCACCCAUAAUUCUGAAUACUGUGAUGACAAUCAUGGCUGCUAUGUCUCCAAAGACAAAAGAAGAUGAAUCCAAAGAUACAUCUAAGGAAACAGAAAAUCUUUGGGGCAUCAAAUCUGUUAGUGAUUAUAACUCUUGGUUUCUUGGUGUUGACAUGGCAACAGAAAUAACAGAAAAUUUCAAAGACAUUCAACAUCUCUCUGUAGAGGAAAAUUGUGCUGUUGUUGUACAGUCAGUUCAAGUUACCUUAGAAUGUGGCCUUGGGCAUCGAACCGUACCUUUAUUACUGGCAGAGUCUAAGUUUUCAGGAAAUGUUAAAAAUUGGACUUCCCUACUGACUGCUACUGCUGACAUGACAUUAGAGGUUCACUAUUAUAAUGAAGCCCAUGCUGUUUGGGAGCCACUGAUUGAGAGAGUGGAGGGGAAGAGACAAUGGAACUUAAGACUCAAUGUAAAGAAAAAUCCAGUCCAGGAUAAAAGUUUAAUUCCAGGAGAUGAUAUUAUUUUUAUUCCUGAGCCACAAACAGCAGUUCAUAUUUCUUCAGGAGAUACAAUGAAUAUAACCAUAUCCAAAAGUUGCCUUAAUGUUUUCAACAAUUUAGCCAGAGGUUUUUCAGAAGGCACUGCUUCUACUUUUGACUACUCUUUAAAAGAUAGGGCUCCUUUUACAGUAAAAAAUGCUUUAGGUAUUCCCAUUAAGGUGCAGCCCAAUCACAAUCUCAGAGUAAUAGGCUCCCUUGAGCAGAGUGGAGUUUAUGAUGUUGAUGCUGGUCAGAGUUUGGAAUUGGAGUAUGCCGGCAUGGAACCUUCACGUCAAGGAAAAUUGUCUAUGCUGAGCCGUCAAGAAAGCUCCUUCUUCACGCUAACCUUUGUUCCUCAUGGAUAUACAGAAGUUGCAAAAGUCCCUGUUGCCAGAUCCGGACGGCGGUUAUAUAAUGUACGGAAUCCCAAUGCCCGUCAUUCUGACUCAGUCUUGGUACAGAUUGAUGCAACUGAAGGGAAUAAAGUAAUUACCCUCCGUUCGCCUCUACAGAUUAAAAAUCAUUUCUCUAUUGCAUUCAUCAUCUAUAAAUCUGUUAAGAAUGUUAAGCUUCUGGAGCCCAUUGGAGUAGCCAGCCCUGAAGAGGAAUUCCAUGUUCCUUUAGAUUCAUAUAGAUGUCAAUUAUUUAUUCAGCCGGCUGGUAUCUUAGAGAGUCAGUACAAAGAAUCCACCACUUACAUUUCUUGGAAGGAAGAACUUCACAGGAGCAGGGAAGUCCGAUGCAUGCUGCAGUGUCCAUCAGUAGAAGUCAACUUCCUACCUCUCAUUGUCAGUACAGUUGCUUUGCCGGAUGAAUUAAGCUAUAUAUGUAGCCACGAGGAAGACUGGGGUCCAGCUUACAUUAUCCAUCUUUAUCCUACCCUCACUUUGCGGAACCUUCUCCCAUAUUCUCUAAGAUAUUUACUUGAGGGAACAGCAGAAACUCAUGAGCUAGCCGAAGGCAGUGCUGCUGAUGUUCUACAUUCAAGAAUCAGUGGAGAAGUAAUGGAAUUAGUGCUGAUGAAAUAUCAGGGCAGAAACUGGAAUGGACAUUUCCGUAUAUGCAAUACACUUCCAGAAUUCUUUCUUGUGUGUUUUUCUCCUGACUCCACAGAAAUGAUGACAAUUGACUUGUCGGUACAUGUCAGACGAAUUGACGGCCGGAUGGUGCUAUCUGUUUUUAGUCCCUAUUGGCUAAUCAACAAGACUUCUCGGGUUCUCCAGUAUCGUGCAGAAGAUAUUCACGUGAAACAUCCAGCUGAUUUCAGGGAUAUUAUUUUAUUCUCUUUCAAGAAGAAGAAUAUUUUUAGUAAAAAUAAGGUACAAUUAAAAAUUUCAACUAGCACUUGGUCCAAUAGUUUUUCAUUGGAUACAGUGGGAAGUUACGGGUGUGUGAAGUGUCCUGCCAACAGUAUGGAAUACCUGGUUGGUGUGAGCAUCAAAAUGAGCAGCUUUAAUCUUACACGAAUAGUUACUCUGACUCCCUUUUGUACCAUUGCAAACAAGUCAUCAUUAGAGUUAGAAGUUGGUGAAAUUAUGUCUGAUGGCUCCAUGCCAACUAAUAAGUGGAACUAUAUUGCUUCUUCAGAGUGCCUUCCUUUUUGGCCUGAGAAUUUGUCAGGCAAACUUUGUGUCAGAGUGGUGGGCUGUGAAGGAUCCUCCAAACCAUUUUUUUAUAACCGACAGGAUAACGGCACAUUAUUGAGCUUAGAAGAGCUGAAUGGAGGUAUCUUGGUGGAUGUAAACACUGCUGAGCACUCAACUGUCAUAACGUUUUCUGAUUACCAUGAAGGAUCUGCACCUGCUCUAAUAAUAAACCAUGCACCACAGGAUGUCCUCACAUACAAACAGAGCGGGUCACAGGAGGAAAUGUGCUUGCUGCCAGGACAAGCUCGACUUUUUGCCUGGGCAGAUCCUACUGGUACCAGACAACUUACGUGGACGUACGCAGCAAAUACUGGGGAGCACAGUCUGCUAAAGGAUGAAUGUGGACAGUUUCCAUAUGAUGCAAAUACACAGAUACACUGGGUAUCAUUCCUGGAUGGGCGCCAAAGAGUGUUGCUUUUCACUGAUGACGUUGCCUUGGUUUCCAAAGCACUGCAGGCGGAAGAAAUGGAGCAGGCUGACCAUGAAAUAACCUGGUCUCUCCACAGUCUUGGGCUUUCACUGGUUAACAAUGAAAACAAACAGGAAGUUUCAUAUAUUGGGAUAACCAGUUCUGGUGUUGUUUGGGAGAUGAAACCAAAACAGAAAUGGAAGCCUUUUAGUCAAAAGCAGAUAAUGGUGCUGGAACAGUCCUAUAAAAAAUACCAAGCAUCCAGAGACCAUGGAUGGAUUAAACUAGAUAAUAAUUUUGAGGUCAAUUUUGAUAAAGUGCCCAUGGAAAUGCGCUUCCCUGUUCAGUGCCCAAUAAAGCGAGAUUUUUUAUCAGGGAUUCAGAUUGAAUUUAAGCAGUCUCCUCACCAGCGAAGUUUAAGGGCCAGGUUGUGUUGGCUUCAGGUUGAUAGUCAGUUACCAGGUACAAUGUUUCCUGUUGUAUUUCAUCCUGUGGCUCCUCCAAAAUCUAUUGCUUUGGAUUCAGAGCCCAAACCUUUCAUUGAUGUGAGUGUCAUAACAAGAUUUAAUGAGUACAGUAAAGUAUUACAGUUCAAGUAUUUUAUGGUCCUCAUUCAGGAGAUGGCUUUGAAAGUUGAUCAGGGGUUUCUAGGAGCUGUUAUUGCACUGUUUACUCCAACAACUGAUCCAGAAGCUGAAAGAAAACGGACAAAGUUAAUCGAGCAAGAUACUGACACUCUCAACACAGAAUUAAUGGAGACCUCAGUGACUGAUAUGUCAGUUCUUAGUUUCUUUGAACAUUUCCAUAUUUCUCCUGUUAAGUUGCAUUUGAGUCUUUCCUUGGGUAGUGGAAGUGGAGAGUCAGACAAAGAAAAACAGGACAUGAUUGCAAUUCAUUCUAUUAAUCUGCUCUUGAAAAGCAUAGGUGCUACUUUGACUGACGUGGAUGACUUAAUAUUCAAACUUGCUUAUUAUGAAAUUCGAUACCAGUUUUACAAGAGAGAUCAGCUCAUGUGGAGUGUUGUUAGACAUUACAGUGAACAGUUCUUGAAACAGAUGUAUGUCCUUGUAUUGGGCUUAGAUGUGCUUGGAAACCCAUUUGGAUUAAUUAGAGGCCUGUCUGAAGGAGUUGAAGCUUUAUUCUAUGAACCCUUCCAGGGUGCUGUUCAAGGCCCUGAAGAAUUUGCUGAGGGAUUAGUGAUUGGAGUCAGAAGUCUCUUUGGACACACUGUAGGUGGUGCAGCAGGAGUUGUAUCUCGAAUCACCGGUUCCGUUGGAAAAGGUUUGGCAGCAAUUACAAUGGACAAGGAAUAUCAGCAAAAAAGAAGAGAGGAGAUGGGUCGACAGCCGAAGGAUUUUGGAGACAGCCUGGCCAGAGGAGGAAAGGGCUUCCUACGUGGCGUUGUUGGUGGAGUGACUGGGAUCAUAACGAAGCCCGUGGAAGGUGCCAAAAAGGAAGGAGCUGCUGGAUUCUUUAAAGGAAUUGGAAAAGGGCUGGUGGGUGCUGUGGCUCGUCCAACAGGUGGAAUCAUAGAUAUGGCCAGCAGCACCUUCCAAGGGAUUCAGAGGGCAGCAGAGUCAACUGAGGAGGUAUCCAGGCUCCGACCCCCCCGUUUCAUCCACGAGGAUGGCAUCAUUCGCCCAUAUGAAAGACAGGAAUCUGAGGGCUACGAUUUAUUUGAGAAUCACAUCAAAAAGUUAGAAGGAGAGACUUAUCAAUACCACUGUGCUAUUUCUGGAAGCAAGAAGACAGUCCUUAUGGUUACAAAUAGGCGAGUGUUGUGUAUAAAGGAAGUUGAAAUCCUAGGCCAUAUGUCCAUAGACUGGCAGUGUCCAUUUGAAGAUUUUGUAGUUCCUCCCAGUGUCCAUGGAAACGUGCUAAAAUUUUCAGUCAAGGAGCAGGGUCUGUUCCACAAAAAAGACAGUGCCAGUCAUGGCUGCCGGAAGGUUGACCUGCAGGAUGCCGCCACAGCAGAGAGAGUCUGUAAUGCCAUUGAUGAAGCACGGUCUAUGAGACACCAGCAAAAACUGAUGAAGCAGUCAUCAUUGAAACUUCUCAGGCCCCACAUACCAUUUUAGUCAUGGAUCUCAGGGGGCCGCUUCUGGGAGAAAAACCAACCAUCAGUCUUGUCUAUAAAUCACUCUUCUUCAUCUUGCUAAAGAGAAUUUUUCAGGCAAUCCUGUAGUUUUAGAAUUAUUUUCUAAGAUAGUAUUGGAUUUUCCAUUUUUUCCCAUUAGUUUUGACUCUAAUUUUGUAAGUCUGCGUUGUCAGCAAUUCGCUUUUCUACACUGCCACCUAAAUGAGUCAGACCCUCAAAGAAAUAGCACUUUAAAGUGAGAAUGAAAUUUCCAAACAAAGGGCAAUGAGCUUAUUUUUAAUUAAAGUUCUUUUUGAAGAGUAAGAAAAGAGCUUAGAAUGACUAUUGUUCUUUAGAAGGUUUUGGACAAAUCUUUGGACAAAUGUUGGAUAUUUUAUUUAGGAGUACUUUGUUCAGUAAUUGAACUGAGGUAAUAUUUUUGGUAAACCAGGUAUGUGACUGAAGAAAAGCCACUAAAAGGAGAAAUGACAUGUUUCCUAUUUUCUUUUCAUGUUAUUUUUCUCCUAAUAAAAACAUGUUUUCCUUUGGUGCUUA